Messenger RNA from Anopheles nili, 1269 nucleotides. RefSeq names its product probable rRNA-processing protein EBP2 homolog. Lineage: Eukaryota; Metazoa; Arthropoda; Insecta; Diptera; Culicidae. Gene Ontology annotation, cellular component: nucleolus; preribosome, large subunit precursor; nuclear periphery. Gene Ontology annotation, biological process: rRNA processing; ribosomal large subunit biogenesis. The record is from RefSeq and is a predicted model, not a curated record. The transcript has 3 exons. The coding region runs from base 127 to 1179 and encodes 350 amino acids.
AGCAUCGUGCGGGUUGUGAAUUUCUUGUUUUUGUGUUAAAAAUCGAGUGUUUUCAAACGAAAACUACUCACAAAUAGUAGCUAGCGUUAGGAAUUCCUUGUUUUUUGUUCACCCGGUAAGAAUCACAUGUUGCUCGCACAGGAACCGGUCGACGCAAUGGACGAUACAUCCGACACGGAUGUACGCCAGAGAUUCAGGAAGUCUUUCGACGAAAGUGAAGAAUCCGAGUUUUCCGACGAAGACGAUUCAGAUGAGGAGCUACGGCAAGCUUUCCUGCGAAAGGAGCUAAAACCCGGCCUGAAUGUGAUCGCUAAAAAAGAACAUCCUCCGGUGAACGAUACACUGAAGCUGAAGGCAGCCCUCGAAACGUGCGUCCUGAAAGCGCCCUGGCUGGAGCGGAUGGACCUGGUGAACGAUCUGGCCCCGCUGACGCCGGAACUGGCGAUUCAGAUGGAAAAGCACCAGCAAAAGCGCGAGAACCAGUUCAAGGGCAACCGGAAGAUACCGUACGUCGCGCCGGAAGCCGACACGGUGCUGAACGAUUUCAAGCGGGAAAUCCUGUUCCACCGGCAGGCACAAGCCGCAACCAUCGAGGGCAUCCGCCGGCUGCACGAUCUCGGGGUAGCUACGAAGCGGCCGGACGAUUAUUUCGCAGAAAUGGCGAAAUCGGACGAGCACAUGCAGCGCAUCCGGAAGGUGCUGAUGGACAAGCAGGAAGGUAUCGCGAAAUCGGAACGUGUGCGGCAGUUGCGAGAGCAGCGGCGCAUGGGCAAACUGAUCCAGCGUCAGGCUACGGAGAAACGUGACGAAGAACGGCGCAAAAUGCUUGGUGACAUUAAGAAGUUCCGCAAGGGCAAGCUGUCGAAUUUGGACUUUCUCGAUGAUGAUGAUGGGCCGCGGGGCGAGUUCCGCAAAUCGGGCAAAGCGCCACCGAGCAAGAACAAGAAGAAGGUGGUCAGUGGGAAGCGUAAGGCGCGCGAUGCUAAGUUUGGUUUCGGUGGGCGUAAGAAGGGCUCGAAGCAGAAUACCAAGGAAUCGUGCAUGAGUGACGGUCGCCGGCGUACGAAUCGAGCGGGUGGUGGCCCUGCGGGGAAGAAGGGCGGUAAGGGUGGUGCUGGGGGAAAAUCUCGACCCGGUAAGUCUCGCCGCGCGCAAAUGAAGGGUGGCCGCAAGAAGUAGAACGUUGCGAUGUGUUAGCGGCAAUGUAAUGUACAUUUAAGGUAUUCUGUAAGCCUUUUGGAUUUAAUUUUCUGCAAAACAAUAAAACAA